This is a messenger RNA of Anopheles darlingi, 390 nucleotides long. RefSeq lists its product as uncharacterized. Bases 16 to 249 code for a protein of 77 amino acids. The record is from RefSeq and is a predicted model, not a curated record. The transcript has 3 exons. NCBI's taxonomy places the organism in Eukaryota, Metazoa, Arthropoda, Insecta, Diptera, Culicidae.
AGUAUAUUCGUCAACAUGAAGGUAACCAGCGCGUGCAUUUUACUGGCUGUGCUUCUGUGCUCUGCCGUCGUGGCUGGAGAGGUUUACGCUAGCACUUGUCAGAAGUGUAAAAGUAUCGGGGCCAGCUUCUGUGGGUCCGGUACAUUGCGCACCAAGGGAUUCUUGUGCCAAGGCCAGACGGCGAUUAGAAGCUGUAAUGACUGCAGGGCUCACCAGGGCAGAUGCGUUUCAUCGGAUUGUUACUUAUGAACGAAAUGCAUAGAGAGGUACAGCUUGGUUCUCGAAAUGAUAGCAACGAAUCUUAAACAUUCGUCUUCUAUGUAGAGGAGUGAAUCAAGCUAUUUAGAAAAAUAGUAGUACGAAUGUCUGAAUAAAAAAACAUUCGUCUGC